UCGUACAAAAUGUUACACCUCGCCCCUGAGUGGAGGAGAGGAAACACUAAAAAGCAGCCCUGGGUACCAAAGAACACACUAUUUAGCACUGUAGUGUGAGGAUCUGGCUGUGCUACAAGCUACGAGCUGUUAGAUAUAGCCUGUUUAUUUUCCCUGCACCAGUAAAACCUACGCUGAAUACUGCACAAUACUUUGGGUAAAAAAUCUGGCAUGAAUGACUGUUGCUUUCAAUGUGGAUGUAGACCCUAGAGUGAGAUGCUGAAAACUGCGGCUGAACACACACACACACACACACACACACACACUGAGCCCACCUGCUCUGCACACACUCAGAGCUGAUGAAGCGAUAACAUCCACAGCAGCGUCCGGAACAUGGGCUUUUCUGAAGGGGAUUUCCAGCACACAUUUAAAACAUGUGACACACUGCCUUUUAGUCGAUUAACCGAGCUUUCCAGCUUUGCUCUGGAUACUUCAUAUCGAAUAACUGCAGCUUUGUGAAUGGGGAAAGUGGGCGUUCUGCGGAUUCAUCUCUAGCAUCAGCCACCCUCAGCAUGUCAGGAAACACAACACUUCUGCUUUCCAGCUCCACAAACAUCUUGGACAACUCUUCUGUUCUGAAUGUCUCUGUUGCACCUCCCCUGCCUUCCUGGGAGACCCCGACUUUCACCACAGCUGCUCGAUUCCGUGUUGUUGCCACACUGGUGCUCUUUGUAUUUGCAGCGGUCAGUAACCUGUCAGUACUGCUCAGUGUGACGCGAGGUCGGGGCAGGCGCUUGGCCUCACACUUACGCCCGCUGAUCGCCAGUCUGGCCUCGGCUGACCUCGUCAUGACUUUUGUGGUGAUGCCACUGGAUGCAGUGUGGAAUGUGACAGUGCAGUGGUAUGCAGGGGAUGCCAUGUGUAAACUCAUGUGCUUUCUGAAGCUGUUUGCCAUGCACUCAGCUGCGUUCAUCUUAGUGGUGGUGAGCCUGGACCGACACCAUGCCAUCCUGCACCCACUGGACACACUGGAUGCGGGACGCAGGAACAGGAGGAUGCUGGUGACUGCAUGGAUACUCAGCCUGCUCCUUGCUUCCCCACAGUUAUUCAUUUUCCGGGCAAUUAAGGCAAAGGGAGUUGAUUUUGUCCAGUGUGCUACACAUGGAAGCUUCCAGAAGCACUGGCAGGAGACGGCAUAUAACAUGUUCCACUUUGUCACACUCUAUGUGUUCCCUCUGCUUGUCAUGAGCUUGUGCUAUACACGUAUCCUGGUUGAAAUCAACCGCCAGAUGCACAGAAGCAAGGACAAAGGAGAGCCUUGUCUGAGACGCAGUGGAACGGAUAUGAUCCCUAAAGCUCGCAUGAAGACCCUAAAAAUGACCAUCAUUAUUGUUGCCUCCUUUGUCAUUUGCUGGACACCGUAUUACCUCCUUGGGAUCUGGUACUGGUUCCAGCCACAGAUGCUUCAUGUCAUCCCUGAUUAUGUUCAUCAUGUCUUCUUUGUUUUUGGAAACCUCAACACAUGUUGCGAUCCGGUCAUAUACGGUUUCUUCACACCGUCAUUCCGUGCCGACUUGUCCAGAUGUUUCUGCUGGAGGAACCAGAAUGCUUCAGGCAAAUCUCUGGUGCAAUUUUCUGGUCACAGGAGAGAAGUCAGUGGGGAAGCAGAGUCAGACUUGGGCAGUGGUGAACAACCCAGUGGACAACAAGCACAAAUGAUUUGAACUCAAUAAUGUUUUUGAGGGAACUGUGAUGAUCAUGUUUUUUGUUUAUGUUUUUAAUUCUGCCUUAUCUGCCAAUCUCUAAUCAUCACCCAACGUGAGCGGAGUUAAGAGAUCUGAAUCUGAAUCUCUAUUACAGCUGACUUCAUAUGUAACCAGAUACUGACACAAAUAAGGUUGCCUUUAAUCUGUAAUCUAUAACACUGGCUUUGACAUGAAACAGUGACAUGUUUAUUUGCAAAGUGUCACCAUUAAUUAUGUGUACAUGCACAUCGGUUGUGCGUGGUAGCUCUUACACCCAUACAGUACCUCGGUUUUAGGAUGUUAUUAAGAGCCAAUUGAUUUCCAAGACCAGCAGUAGGUUAGUGAGGCAUUAGCUAGAAACAAGAAUGCAAGGAACCUGAUAAAUUAUAAAAGAACACAGCAGGAGAUCACCAAAGAACAGCUUUGAAUGUGAUGAAAAACUAUCAAACAACAUUCUCAAGGAUACUCAGUAGCAAUAUAAUUUCCACUGAUUACCAUGAAAGGAUGAAUACAUGAAUUCAACCUCGAAGAAAUUGUUUUUCCUUUUAUAGUGUACUUUUACAUGGAGCUGUAUGGCGAAGGAUUGAUGUUCUCCCUGUGUUUACAUGGAUUUCUUCGGUGUGCGUCGCACAGCUGGGAAUGUGUCCGUGAUGUACGCAUGUUUGUCGCACAACAUGCAUACUAUGUACACCAAUCUGAUUGUUGUGAACCAUGAUUAUAUAUAAGUGCUUUUUUGUAGGUUGCGUUUGAUGAGACUGACUUAUAGAUGACUUAUAGAUGUUACUGAUCUUUACGUAUUUGCUGUAAGAAAGAUGUAGGAGUAGGAAUUUGUACAGAAUUUGUCCUUAUAAAAAGCAUGUCUUAAUGUUUGGAUGGAAAAAAAGUGUUGGAAAUAGAAGGCAUGGGUACUGGAAAAGGAAGGAAGGAAGGAAGGAAGGAAGAAAAAAAAGAAAGAAAAAGCUUAUAAAGAUUACAGAUUAGAGGAAAAUCCAAAACUGUGGAAAGAGAAAAGUUUAAUCAUAUUAUUUUGCUUAUUAUUCAGAACCUCAUUGGUGAAACCGGUGUUUUUCUCUGAGUGAAAUUGGCUCACUUAACUGUUAUUGACAAUGUGGCAGCAACCGAGUCUGAGAGCCUGAGCUCUGCUGAUCAUGUGCAAGAGCAAGCAAAUGAUCUCUGAAAAAUAUAGAAUUCAACAAAACAAAAACUAUAUUAAAUAGGGUUUCCAUAGUUACUCUAUUGUGUUAAAUUCAAUAGAAUCAACCUCUGACCACCUUAAUAAGAAUUAGAAGAGAAUUAGUCAUAUGACUUGGAGUAAACUGAAUAAUAGAUGUAAGUGCAGAUAAGUGGACACCUGAGGACACAAAAGGUAAUGGGUUGCUUGGUAACAUGCUGCUUUAAUCGUUAAUCGCUGCUUUAAUGGAAGUAUUGACAGACAGAUAAAAAGACCUAGGUUUUUUUUUUGAGUUUAUCGGAAACACCACAAGAGGGUCUUGUAUGAAAAAUAUAUAUACGUGAUCAGUGUAGCAGAGAAAAGUGCUUUGCGUGUGCCUAACCCUAAUAAAUCUACUGUAAUCUUUUCUAACAUCCAAACCACUGUGCUUUUUCAGUGUGCUAGCAUAUGUGAGUUUUUGCUUGUGAAUUUGAGCACACACGCUGCGAAUGCAUUGUGCUGUGUGUGUACUCUGUGCUGACAAUCCUGACAGGAUGCACUGUAACCGCUGCAAUCUAAUUGCAUCAGGACACCAGCAGGGCCAUCCUUAUCUCUGAGCAGUCUCAACAUCACUGUCACUGACAAAGACAGAAGCUCUACAAAACCCCCCAACCACACCAACCCACCAAACACAAACACAUAUAAACUCACACACAUAAAGUUACCAUACAUCUCCAGUGGAAGCGGAUGUGACGAUAAUGCGUAAUAACUGCUUGUUGUCACCCUGCUGUAACAAAAUAUCAGUGGCUAAUCCAUUCACAUAAGCAAUUGUAAUGCAGUUAUGAUAAACUGGGAAAUAAGCUUAAUUAAAUGAUACUUGCAGACACUCCGGUCUAGUCACGCUGAUAAGAUUUUAACAAGACAAAACACAAAUGAAAACUCAUUUCAAGUAUUCAAUUAUAAAGCAGCUCUGGAGAAUAGUAAGCACAUUUAUAAACAAGAAUGUCUUUCACUGAAUAUUAAAUGGUGUUAAUGGGUCAAGAGUCAAACCAUGAGAGAACAGUUAAGAAUGAAGAAAAGGUUUCAUGAUGACUGAGAUGUUUGGCUAAUACUAAAAGAAAAACAGUACAGAUAAAAUGGGGUAAUAUUCUACACCGGCAAUCAGCUGAAGCUUGAUCUCUUUAGGUGUUUCCCAGGCCAAAAACAAUGAAAAAAACCCUCGAGCUAACUAUGGCACAUUCACACAAUCCCUCAGACCCUUCCCUAAGUGUAAUAUGUGACAAGAUGGCGCAUUCAACCCAGUAAUACAAACUUAUAGUACACAGAAUAUACGGAGUUGAUGGGGAUUAGUUAGCUUCAAGCAGCAAUGCUAGGCUUUAAUACAUUUUCAGCAGCAAAAUAAAGAGGAAUCUCCAAUAACAGGCUCUAGUCUGACAAAACAUUACACUGCCUUCAGCAAUAUUUCUUGAAUGAAACAAAUCGCAGUGUGCAUAAAGAUCACAUCCAUUUGGUACCAAGUGCAAUAUUUCUGAUUUAGUGUAGAAGGCCACAGAGGAUGCAUCUUCUAAUGACUAUUGAACAUCUAUCCACAUAUUGAUCUAUUUUUAUGAGGGUUAAAGAUUCACAUGGUAAUGGAUACACGUUCGUUUGUCACCCGUGCAAAUCAGAAAUGAAACCACUGUCAAGAUCCAAAACGUUAUGCACUGAUUUAAGGGCAUCUAGGUUGUUGAUUACCUAACUGAAAGAAAAUUAAAGAUGACCUCAGGUGUGAUUUAUUUUUAUGACGAUUCUGCUAUAUGAAAUAAUAACAGUAUUAUUCAGAUUGCCUCCAAACACAUAAACACAGCUAUUUAAUUUCAUGUUAUAUGGAAUACUGUAUGCCCUGUAGUGUUAACUAGCUGGGCAAAUAUUUCUUGACAUGUUGAAUAUACAUGAAAGCAUUAAUAAGAGUGGUUUAUUUUAUCAGAAAGGCUAAACCUGCUAUGACACACACUGUAUGAAAUGUGUACUACAUUUUUAUUUUGUUCAAUAAUGUAGUUGCCCAAUAAAAUAAAAAUAGAGCUGAUUUAGUGAUUUAGUCUUCAAGGUACAAGUCUGAGCCUCAUGUCAUUUGUCUGUCAGGUUUGGUUUAAAUCACUGCUUUGUUUAUUCUGGUUUAUUUCCCUCUUUUGCCCUUUUGCUUAGACACUGGUUUUAGAUUGAUUCUAUCGUUUUGACCUUUUCCUUUCCUUGUAUGAUUAGUCUUUUGCCUGUCUUUUUGGACUGUCUGCUCUUAUUUUAAUAAUCUCUGUUCAUUGCAGUCAUCUCUGUUAAGAUUUUCACAGUCUGACAGACAACUGACAGCUUGUGUUAUACUCUGUGAUUGUCAGAUUCACUAAAUGGCAGCGUGACAGCGUUUGACGAAUGAGUUUCAUUGGAAAAUGUAUAUGAAAUUUGGCAACACUGAUUUAAAAAUCUGCUGUAUAACAAUAAUGUAGGCUGAAAAGCCUUUAACUGUGAUGGUCAUUAUGUUAUAACAAUGGAAUUAUAAACAUUUUUAAAAAUAAUGUUUUCAUAUGUUAUGUUGCACCAUAAGACUAUUUUAACUUUAUUAAAUAUCUCAACUAAAUAUUUAGAUGUUUGGGAUGUCACAUCAUCCACCAUUAUGUGGAUAGCCACUAAGCUACUAGUCAAUAUGUCAACACAAAUCUAUUUGAAUCAACUUGAAAUGGAAAACAGCGGUCUUGAGGUUGAUGAGCUUGAAAUUGAAGGUUGAUGCUGGUGGAAUAAGCUUGUAUAAAUUUGCAUGCACAUUUAUGUGAAACAUAUGAAUUGAGACAGUCACUAUUUUGCAAUGAAUGUCAUUUGUACCAGCUUGAAGCUUUGUGGUAAAUGUGGUAAAUCUUACCUGCAAACAUUUUAUACUUAAUACCUUUCCCAGAAACUCUUUGGCAGAUGUGUAAAAGUCAUUAACUCUUUCCUGUUACAGAGGACAUAACCAACUUGCAGAAUCAGAAUUAUGCCCUUAACUCACACUUAUACUCUGAUUCAAUAAUAAUCUUUCUGACAUACAGUAAACUCUUGAUGUUUAAAGAAAAGCUUUAUUAAACACUGAUUACCACAGAGAAGAUGGAGGCUAAAGUUAAAGGGAAAAUUAAAGGAAGAAUCGGCAGUCAGUGUUAGGACACAAUGAUAGUGCAAGUUUUUGAAUCUGCACUGAAAGAAACCCUGAGAUAUUCUCUUAACCCAUCUUAGACAGCACUUUCUAACAGUUUAGAUUUGUUAGAAAAGGCUAUAGCAUAUAGAACAUUAUUCUUAUAUUCACUGAACCAUUAGGUGAGACUCUUUAGAUCCUGGAAGAGAGAACUCCCAUCCACGUAGUACUGUUUUAGCACAUUCUACAGUAUGUGUAAUGUAAUGUGAUAAGUUAGAAUAACUUUGCAUUGAUUUGCAGUCGACCUUUUCCUCUCUGGUAAUAUAUGAAGGCAAGAUUUGGAAAGUUCACAUUUGGAAAUUUCCAGCUGUAGGUAAAGUAGAGGUGUGUGUAGAACAUUAAGAAUUAUUCUCUGACCAUAUCAUGAUUUCUGCAUCAACUUUUAUAAAACACGGUAAAACGUUUUUUUUUUUUUCUGUUAAAGAUAGAUUGUUUCCCGUCAGUGUCUAGUGAGAGAUGAAUCAUCAGGAGCAAUUUUCACUCUCAGGGAGAACAAAAGCACUGCAGAGAUGCCAUUUAUAGAUCUGUGGAUCAACACUCUGUAAGGCAUGACGUAGAUAACAACACUUUUUAAGGAAUGCUCCUGAGUAUUUCUUCUUAAUCUCUUUCCCCUGCAUCUGUAUUAAAAAUGGUAACUGUAUUAUCUCUAUCACCAAUGUCAGUCCCUUUUGCGUUAUUAACUAUAAAAGGCCUAGGAUGAGACAUGAAAGUAAAGUCUUAAUAAAAUUUCACAGUUUACUUUAGUGAGUAAAUUUAAUCAGGUUUGUUAUCAUUAAAUCAUCCUCCGAACAAUUUAUGAAUAAAUUUGGUAUUUUAUGGCUUGAUAAAUACAAACUCUGACCAAGCAGAAGUAAUUAUCUAAAUAUUGA
Messenger RNA from Hemibagrus wyckioides, 6936 nucleotides. RefSeq names its product gonadotropin releasing hormone receptor 1 (gene gnrhr1). Bases 552 to 1703 code for a protein of 383 amino acids. Gene Ontology annotation, cellular component: membrane. The transcript is spliced from 4 exons. Gene Ontology annotation, molecular function: peptide binding; gonadotropin-releasing hormone receptor activity. The record is from RefSeq and is a predicted model, not a curated record. NCBI's taxonomy places the organism in Eukaryota, Metazoa, Chordata, Actinopteri, Siluriformes, Bagridae. Gene Ontology annotation, biological process: G protein-coupled receptor signaling pathway.